AUGGCAAUUAUUGAUCAUUUUAGUUUCUAUGUAAUUUUCAUAUUUAGUAUUUUAGAUGAUUUUGGAUUUAGACAUUUAUUGUGGGUAUAUUCAGCUAUUGAGGGUGGUGCACAAGCACAGAAAAGAGUUGACCUUGGUGGGCACUUGCAUCCUUUCAUGAGUCAAUCUUUAAGUAUAAUAAACCAAUAUUUUGAUGACUUAAUAUUGAAGGAUCAAGAUGUUUUGAAAGAUGAAAAUUGUUGGAAUAAAGUAUUAGGAUGUAUUCCUAAUGAAAAUAAAAAAAAUACUUUGAAAAAACAUUGGUUGGAAAACCUAUCACAAACAUCUUCAGAUAGGUGGAAGGAUAUAACAGAUGAAUUAAAUCUAACCAUAAAUAAAGGAAAUUUACCAAUGUGUGAAAAUGAAAUCAUUCUUCAAUAUGCAUAUCCAAGGCUUGAUAAGGCAGUAUCAAUAAACAUUAACCAUUUAUUGAAAAGUCCAUUUUGUGUACAUCCUAAAACAGGCAAGAUAAUUUAUCAUUAUCACCAUUCUGAUACAGUUGAAGAAAUUUCACUUUUUGACAUGUCCCGCAUUAAAAAUAAUAUUAAGAAAAUUAAUCAUAAACAUUCAAUUUUUUAA
This is a messenger RNA of Entrophospora sp. SA101, 618 nucleotides long. The record is from the annotation of a GenBank genome assembly. NCBI's taxonomy places the organism in Eukaryota, Fungi, Glomeromycota, Glomeromycetes, Entrophosporales, Entrophosporaceae.